Molecule: messenger RNA, 5498 nt
Organism: Antechinus flavipes (yellow-footed antechinus)
Lineage: Eukaryota; Metazoa; Chordata; Mammalia; Dasyuromorphia; Dasyuridae
Gene: FEM1C
Product: fem-1 homolog C
Exons: 3
Coding region: 288-2141 (617 amino acids)
Molecular function (GO): protein binding
Source: RefSeq, a predicted model, not a curated record
GACGGUUAUCAUUUGAAGGGGGUGGCGGCGGCCCGAGCUGGAGCGGCCGGAGACCUGACCCAGCUACGGUGGUGAGAGGCGUGAAGCCGGCUCGGGCAGUUUGGUGAUCUCAGAUGCCAGAUGUUGGAAGGCAGUAGGACAACAGACAUUUUUCGUGGUUGUGUACAUACUGAGUUGCAGUGAUUGUCAUUGAACUCUGGUUCCUGUUAAUUGUUGGCCCUGCCCAUAAAGUUAAGCAGGAACUUGUUCCUGAAGGAUAAACAAGACACAGACUCAAUUGGACAUAAAUGGAUCUAAAGACAGCAGUGUUUAAUGCAGCUCGGGAUGGCAAGCUGCGCCUUCUUGCCAAGUUGUUGGCAAGCAAAUCAAAAGAGGAAGUGGCCUUGUUGAUCUCUGAAAAAACAAAUGGUGCCACUCCACUUUUGAUGGCAGCCCGAUAUGGGCACCUUGACAUGGUGGAAUACCUUUUGGAGCAGUGCAGUGCCUCCAUAGAGAUUGGAGGCUCUGUGAAUUUUGAUGGUGAAACGAUUGAGGGGGCCCCACCUUUAUGGGCAGCUUCUGCAGCAGGACAUUUGAAGGUAGUCCAAUCCUUGUUAGACCAUGGAGCAUCUGUCAACAACACAACUUUGACAAAUUCAACUCCUCUUAGGGCUGCCUGUUUUGAUGGUCACCUGGAAAUAGUCAAAUAUCUUGUGGAACACAAAGCUGAUUUGGAAGUUUCAAACCGUCAUGGUCAUACAUGCUUAAUGAUUUCAUGUUACAAAGGACAUAAAGAAAUUGCUCAGUAUUUACUUGAAAAGGGGGCUGAUGUUAAUAGAAAAAGUGUUAAAGGAAACACUGCACUGCAUGAUUGCGCAGAAUCUGGAAGUUUGGACAUCAUGAAAAUGCUUCUUAAGUAUAGUGCCAAGAUGGAAAAGGAUGGCUAUGGAAUGACUCCCCUUCUGUCAGCAAGUGUGACAGGUCACACAAAUAUUGUGGAUUUUCUGACACAACAUGCACAGACUAGCAAGACAGAACGCAUUAAUGCCUUAGAACUUUUGGGAGCUACAUUUGUAGACAAAAAAAGAGAUCUACUUGGGGCUUUGAAAUACUGGAAAAGAGCAAUGGACAUGAGGUACAGUGACAGGACUAAUAUCAUCAGCAAACCUGUACCACAAACAUUAAUAAUGGCUUAUGACUAUGCCAAGGAAGUGAACAGUGCAGAAGAACUAGAAAACCUUAUUGCUGACCCUGAUGAGAUGAGAAUGCAAGCUCUAUUAAUUAGAGAACGUAUUCUUGGUCCUUCUCACCCAGAUACAUCUUAUUAUAUUAGAUACAGAGGUGCUGUCUAUGCAGACUCUGGAAAUUUCAAAAGAUGCAUCAAUCUGUGGAAAUAUGCUUUGGAUAUGCAGCAGAACAAUUUGGACCCCUUGAGCCCAAUGACUGCUAGUAGUUUAUUAUCUUUUGCAGAGUUGUUCUCUUUCAUGCUACAGGAUAGGGCAAAAGGCUUAUUGGGAACGACCGUUACAUUUGAUGAUCUUAUGGGUAUAUUGUGCAAAAGCGUCCUUGAGAUAGAUAGAGCUAUCAAACAAACUCAGUGUCCACCUGACCAAAUACAGUUGAAUAAAGCCCUUUCCAUCAUUUUGCACUUAGUUUGUUUGUUAGAAAAAGUUCCUUGUACUCCAGAACAGGAUCAUUUUAAGAAGCAAACUAUAUACAAGUUUCUUAAGCUGCACCCUAGAGGAAAGAAUAACUUUAGCCCUCUUCAUCUGGCUGUGGACAAGAAUACCACGUGUGUAGGUCGAUAUCCUGUUUGUAAAUUCCCAUCUCUGCAAGUUACUGCAGUACUGGUGGAAUGUGGUGCUGAUGUGAAUGUCAGAGACUCUGAUGACAACAGUCCCUUGCACAUUGCUGCACUUAACAACCAUCCAGACAUCAUGAACCUCCUUAUCAAAUCGGGUUCACAUUUUGAUGCCACAAACUCUCACAAACAAACUGCUAGUGACUUGUUGGAUGAGAAGGAGAUAGCUAAAAAUUUGAUCCAGCCCAUAAAUCAUACAACAUUGCAGUGUCUUGCUGCUCGUGUUAUAGUGAAUCAUAGCAUAUGUUACAAAGGGCACAUCCCAGAAAAGCUGGAGAACUUUGUUUUACUUCAUAGAUGAUAAUUUGACUGAAUUCUUAAUACUGUUGAAGCACGAGUUGGUAACAGUUGUUUCAUAUUUGAGCACUGUUGUGAUAACACCAGCAUUCAUAUAACUUGAUAACAUUGUGCUUUCAUUGGCUAAAGCAUUAUGAGCAUCAGAUUUGCAGAAUUGGUUGCCCCAUAUUUAAUAUAAAUAUGCCAUAUAUUGUUUUGUGGAUUAUUGAUAAAUGUAAUGCCAUAUUCAAACUCCUAAAAUUGUCUGCCAAAGCCCUGUCUGUCUUGUUUUAUUUGCCUGUUGGGUGUGGGGACUGAAUUCUAUUUUUCACUGGUCUCUUUAUACAAUUCUUGGUUUGCAGGUAUCGAGCAAUUGAAAGCCUUUUUUGUUGCCCCUUUUUUCCUGGCUAGGCUUGCCUGUCCCUUCUUCUCCCUGUUUUAUUCUCUUCUUCCUUCCCUUUCUCUUUUCCUUCUUCCCACUAUUCUUUCUGUUCUCCUCUUUCCCUCCCUCCAUGCCCCUUUCCUUCCCAUGUCCUACCAUCCUUUUUUUUUCUUUCUUUCCUUCCUCCCUUCCUCUUUGCCUUCCCAUUUGUUCUCUUGCCUUCCCUUCCCCUCUUGGGGGGAAUGGGGUGGGGUAGAGAGAGUGGAGUAGCCAUAGAGAGGGAGCUUGGGCUUAAACAUUUCUGGUUUUUAUUUUUAUUUUUUGUAAUGAUUCAUUGCUGGGUUGUACAAGCUUUAUUGACUUUUUACCAUUUGCAGUUACCACAAGUGCUUUAUAUUCUCUAUGCACUGGCUUACACAUGACUGUUGUAUGUUAGCAUAUUUCUAUGCAGCAGUUUGCCAACUUCAGCUCAAACCACUGUUUUGAAGAGUUUGUUAAAUUAUUUUAUUAAAACACUUCACAGCAUGACCUUUUUUUUUUUUUUUUUUUUUUAAAGAGCUAUGUCAGUUGCCUAAAGUUUUUCUGAUGGUUUUUUUUUUUUCCAGGAUAUUUGUGCAGUUGCUUUCUCUAAUACACUGAAAUUAUUAUGUGCUCAAUUUGGGAGACCUAUUCGUCACUCACUGACCCAGAUGAAAUUUGUCUGCCAUCUUGCAUCAUGAAACAAAAGGAAAAAAUCUUUAGAUAAAAACUGGCAUACCUUUCAUGCUGCACCAGUGCUGUUUUGCAUGUACUAAUUGUGUGAUUGUGUAUGGAUUUGCUCAAAGUUAUCUCAAAUUUAAUCACACAGUUUAACGAGAAAUAGAUGUUCAUACUAUAAAAUUACAGAUCACCUUAUUUUUAAAGAUUGCCUUCCUUAGUUACAAGAAACUAAAGCAUGUCAGUGGCAUGAUGCUUGCCAAUCUAAACCUAGGCAUCUAGUUUAAUAAUAUUUUAGUAAAUGGUAUAAUUUCAUGGUAUAAAAGGUUCAAAUAAGUGUCCCAUUUUUCCUUAAGUUUAAAUACACUUCCUAAAAAAUAACUUGCAUGAUUUGUCUUUAUCUUUUAGCCAUAUAAGAAGGUUGCAGUACUCCUUAGCCCCUUACUGAAAGCUAUAUUUAAAAAAAAAAUGUAUAUAAUGUGUGCACAACAAUUUGAUAUUAAAGCAGAAAGGGCUUUUUUGACUUAAAAGUAUAAGUAAAUUAUAAAUAAAGACUACAAAUGUAUAAAAUUCAGGUAAUUACCGUUCAGCACUUUAUUGUUAUUCAGAAUAAAGUUUGAUAGCUUAUCACUGCAGAUGUCUUAAAAUGAAAUUGUUCUGAAUAAAAAGUUCCUCACUGAUUUGAGGGAGAAAAAAUCAGUUGACCUGUGGUACUAGGGCACUGGCAACAUUUUGUUUAGUGGGUUUAUGUAAUGUAAAGAUUAUCUUAUGAGAUAGUCUUGUGGCCAAUAAUUGAGAUCACCUGCACAUUUUCAGAAAAUCUUUUCUUCUCUCCUUUUCUCCUCACCCUUCUUUAAAUAAUUUUACUUUUGUGCAUUUAAUUAGUUAACCAUUCAACAUCCUGGAUUUUGGCUAGCAAAGGAAUACUUUCCCACCUAUUAGCUAAUUUAAAUUGUGGGGUGGAGAUAGAGGUGUCCCUUUGGUGUAUAUUUUAUGAAAUUUUAGACCACCAAUGAGUAUGUUGCCUUUUAUGAUUCAGGACUAAUAUUUUGCCAACUUUUAUUUAAACCAUCCCACUAUUCAGUGUAAGAAUUUAAUACUUUGUGAGUGAUUUUUUAAAAAGAAAAUUUGACAAGUACAGUAAAUCUAAAUUGAGCUGUUAAAUAUUUAAACUCAUCUCUUUUUUGGUAGGCAUAAAGAGAGUUUUAAAAAGUGAUUCUAAUAUUUUUCCUCUUUUGCAUAUCCCUUUUAUGUGCUUUCUUAGUAAGGGAUCUCAAAGAGUCCUCUAGGGAUGAAUCACAAUUGGAAGGACUCUUUACUUUAAAAUGUAGCAUUUCCUUACUGAUGACAAUAGAUUACUUAGAAUUAUUCUGUAGUAGUGACAGUGAAGAUUCCUAGCUAGUUUGAAAUCAAAAUAUAUUGAGGUGUCAUCAUAAAAGAAAAUUUUAUUUUGAGAGUUGUUAAUUAGAUUCCUUUACAUAUGAUAAAGCCUUUUGUGGUAUUGUUAAAAGAAUAUUGUGAAACCAAAUAAAACAAGAUACUUGGUAUUUUUUUUUUUAACCAUUUAUUAAAUUUAUCCCUAGUGUGAACUGAUUGUACUAAUUUGGUUUAGAUCUACUGCAGAUAAAUAGUAUAAGCUGUAGUUAAUGCAAGUUAACAUUAUGUCUGCUAUGUUCUUUUUUCACCUAUUGGCAUUCAGUUUUUUCUACUGGACACUUUUUUAAAGUAGAAAUUUCCAUUUCAACUAGAUGCCAGUUUAUUUUAUAUGGACAAAUAGGUUUUAAGUAAAAAAAAUACUAAUUUUCUUUCAACUCAUUUUUUAAUAAGGGCUUAAACCCAAAUUAAUAAAGGAAGAUAAUAAGAUGCCCUUAAAUUUAACACUACAUUGAACAUUUCAGAGACCCCAACUACUGUGACUUUGAAUAAAUAUUUAAAUUAUUUUUGGCAGAAUAACUAUAAAGUUGUGUUGUCUACCAGAAAUAAUAGCCUGGAAUGCAAGAAUUUUAGCCUUUUUAAUUUCUAAGCAUAGGAUAAAUCUCUGUACUCAUGUAUACUGAAAUAUAGGAUUGUUGACUGGCACCUUUUGGGUCAGAUAGUAAAGAGCUUUGAAGAAUAUGAUUAUUAACCACCCUUUCUGUCUUAUUUUCCUAAUCAACAGCUCUCUUUUGUCAGUUUCCCAUUGUGUAUCUUUUCCAAAGCAAUACUGUGUUCAGAUAUGACAACCAAUGAAUUGUCACACAAUGGUAAAAUGACAUGCCACAAUGUACAUUGUGAGGCAUAAUAAAAUUAAACAUUUACACCAAA